This is a messenger RNA of Ogataea angusta, 1563 nucleotides long. RefSeq lists its product as uncharacterized. Gene Ontology annotation, cellular component: mitochondrial large ribosomal subunit. The transcript has 2 exons. Gene Ontology annotation, molecular function: structural constituent of ribosome; FAD binding. The record is from RefSeq and is a predicted model, not a curated record. Lineage: Eukaryota; Fungi; Ascomycota; Pichiomycetes; Pichiales; Pichiaceae. The coding region runs from base 1 to 1563 and encodes 520 amino acids.
AUGUUCACGUUAGGGCUGGUGAGACGUUUCAGCGCGGGACGCGCGCUGCUGCAGUCGUCGGUUAAGGAGGGCGCGCCGCUGAACAUCCACGUGUUCAAGGCGGGCAAGCCCGCCGUCGCGCUCAAGGACGAGGAGUACCCGGACUGGCUGUGGACGCUGCUCGACAAGGAGGCCCAGGAGGCCCAGCUCAAGGCCACGGACGAGUUCCGCUACAUGAGAAAGCAGGCCAAGAAGCUGCACAGACAGAAACUGAAGCAGAACAAUUUCCUCGCGCAGCUGCGCAAACGGCCGCCGGCUCCGCACACCGCGGGCAGCGCCAGAGAGUCGCCCUUCAGCAUGCAGCUGCUCGUGAUGGUCGUUGCGCUCGGGGCAGGGUUUGCCAUCGGCCGCACCAGCACGCGGCAGAACCCGCCGCGCGACCUGUUCCCCGCGGGCUCCACGACGACCGUCGCGGACCUGCGUGCGAGCUCGUUCAGCUCGCCGGCCGACUACGCUCUUUUCCAGCGGUGUGUGAAGAAACUCCAAAACGAGCUCAAUUUGAGCAGCGACGACGUGGACGAGGAAUUGUGGCGGGUCAUCACCGAAAACCCCGGCUGGAGCUCUGUGCUGUGGUCGCACAAGGACACGGACACCGCGAAAAGGUACCGGAUCCGGCCCAGGGACGCGCAGCAGCUUGCCGUAGUGAUGAAGCUGUGCCAGCUGUACCGCGUGCCGGUGCAGGUCGGAGUGCCCUUUGACGGGUACAAAACGGACCAGUACGGGCUGACAGUGGACCUGGGCCGUCUGGACCGCAUUCUCGCGUACAACGAGCGCACACACACCGUCACGUGCGAGUGCAGCGCGGACGUGGGCUCGUUUGCGAACAGUCGCGGGCUGAGCGCGAUGAAUGGCGCACAGCCGCUCGACCUUGCGCUCUCGUGGCUCGGCCUGGCCGCCCCGGGCGACACCGUCAACGGAUACCCGCUGGCAAGCCUCAAGAGCGCCAAGGUGGUGCUUGCAGACGGAACAACGUUCACCGCCUCGCGCGAGACGCUGCGCAUCCUUGCACCGCUGGGACGCCGGUUUGCCACGGUCUGCGAGAUGGAGAUCGCGCUGGAGCCGCACACGGACGAGUGUCUGGUGGUGUUUCAGACCCGGAAUGUGGACCGUCUGGUCGAGCUGGCCGACCACGUGGCGUCGCCGCUCACGUACGUGGGCAAUUUCGGGUUUGCGCACUGUUCGUUGCAGACGGGAGAGAGCGUGGGUGUGCUCAAAGUGGACAGAAAACAGGCGCAAAGCGUGGUGAAGAUGGCCCGUCGGCUCGGCGAAACUCACGUGGUGGUGCCUGUCUGCGAACUGCAUCCGCGGGCGCCCAGCGAGGUCGGCCCCACGACAAACAGCGUCGCAAAGCUCGUGGUGAGCGACAACUUUGCGCAGGGCCGGCUGACGGAGCUGGGCGGUGCAGGCGUGCUGCUGAACGAAGGCCCGGAGUGGGACGCUGUGCGGCGGCUGAAGCUGGCGAUCGACCCCAACAAAGUGCUCAACGCAUCGGAAACGCUCGUGACGUCAUCAACACAACCGUAA